Messenger RNA from Mugil cephalus (flathead mullet), 4536 nucleotides. RefSeq names its product collagen and calcium-binding EGF domain-containing protein 1-like. Gene Ontology annotation, molecular function: calcium ion binding. The transcript is spliced from 11 exons. NCBI's taxonomy places the organism in Eukaryota, Metazoa, Chordata, Actinopteri, Mugiliformes, Mugilidae. Bases 61 to 1380 code for a protein of 439 amino acids. The record is from RefSeq and is a predicted model, not a curated record.
GCGUAAAGUUGGGAAGGGGCUCCGGACGCACCGCGCAGCACUUACUAUCCCACAGGCUCCAUGUGCGUCACCUCAGCGGGAUACUUGACAAGGAUUUCUGAUAUUUUGAUACCCGCGCGGGUCACUGACAGAGGGAAACAGUUUCGUUUUGUGGAUGUUAAGUGGCUCUCCCUUGAACAGGUCAUCUGUCCCGGAGCGCAAAGGGGGGACAUGGGUCAAAUUUAUGGUCCGACUCUUUUACCAUUUGGCGCAAUCUGUGCUUUUUUCCUGUGGGAAUCUGGUGCCAGCUCUAUCAGGACGACGCACGCUGUAGACACCUCCAAGGCAGAGUGUCCGGAUAGUAAAAUCUUGACGGUGGCGUAUCCCUGUAUCAGAUCCGGGGGGAAGAACAGCACUUGUUUCAGGAGGAAAUGCUGUGAGGGGUUCAGGUUUGUGAUGGGCCAGUGCGUACCUGAAAGCGUGGACGUGUGUGCGGCGUCGCCCUGCGAGCAGCAGUGCACUGAUAACUUUGGACGAGUUGUCUGCACGUGUUACCCCGGAUAUCGCUUCGACCGAGAGAGACACCGCAGCCAUAAAUCUCCUUACUGCCUGGACAUUGAUGAGUGUGCGGUCUCGGGCGGCAGCGUGUGUGACCAUGAGUGUGUGAACACUGCAGGCAGCUUUGUGUGUCGCUGCCACAGUGGUUACAUACUAGCACCGGACCAGCGCUCCUGCAUCCCCGUGCAUAACUUGAGCUCAUCGGGGAAGUCAGACACCCUGAUGAGCGCGGGAACCUGCUCGUUUACCUGUCAGGAUUUUAUGAACAUGAAAAACAAUCUGCUCCAGCUAAAACUCCGUCUAGGAAACACACAGUCACCCAACCAGGUACCUGGUCUGGCCAACAGCAGUGAUAAACCAUCUCUGGGACGACCUGGAAAAAGUCCCGAUAGCCCUUGUCUUCCAGGUCUACAAGGCCCCCCAGGAGCUCCUGGGGUCCCAGGACACCCAGGAGAGCCUGGAAAGAAAGGGGACCUAGGAGAGAAGGGCCCUCCGGGUCCUCAGGGUCCACGGGGAGACAUGGGACCCAUGGGUCCAGAACCUGACCUGAGGCAUAUAAAGCGAGGCCGUAGGGGGGCAGUGGGGCCACCGGGGGCACCAGGAAGAGACGGAUUAAAGGGUGACAGAGGAGCUCCUGGUCCCAGGGGUCCACCUGGACCACCCGGCUCGUUCGACUUCCUUCUGCUAAUGAUGGCCGACAUCCGCAAUGACAUCAUCGAACUGCAGGAGAAGGUGUUCGGGGAGCGACGGGGCAUCUCUCUGGACAGUCCUCCUCACUCCAGCGGGGAAAUGGAUUUUGUAGAGUGGGGCUCUGGGCAAGGAGAUCACAUGCUCAACACCUGACCUUCGACACCUCAUUUGAACCCAGCAAAACCAAACCCCCAGGCCCGACACUUUGUUUUGUGGAUAUUAGACACCACUAGUCAAAGUAUCACAUGUACAUAUUUCCUAACUUCACGUGUGGGACAAACGGGACGAGGAGACGGAACUGAACUCUCAUCAUUGCCGCAGACAGUAAAACUGAGAGACGCGAGAAUUAUAAAUGAGACCCUCCUGACCACUGCGACUUUUUUCUGCAGCCACUUUGCUGCCUUUUCAGAUGCCGUGGACGUGAGAGAGAUAUGUGCGUGCGGCGCAUAGAGUGACAAAGAUGCAGCGUGAGCCUUUAUGUCUGAGUCUCUGAGCUGUGCCUUGAGCUGAACCACUUCAAACGACUAACUCUAUCGUCUACAUCUCUUCCUGUUCCUGAGUCUGACCGUGGAAGCUUUGCUGUGCUGCUGACAGUCUGCCUGCAGGGCAUCGGUUUAAAAACCUGGGACCUGCGCUGGUAGCGCUCUCCCGCACCUGCCUGGGUGUACGGCUCUGAGUUAUGAGUGUGCACGCUCACAAACUAAUCAGUGAGAUUCUUGAGUGUGAUGUUGUUUAAACUGUACACAGUAUUAUAGGAAACAGUUUUAGACAAUAAAAACCGAAAUGACUACCCGCAGUGAAAAAGAUGUUGGCAGAUACAGGGUCAUAUUUAAAAUCUCUUCUAUAACCCGUAAAAAUUGACUGUGAACAUUUUCUUAAUGUGAACACAUUUAUGCAGAUAUACAUACUGUACAUAUCCUCUAGUAGAGAGUUGACCCACACAUGGCAAACAUGAAUAUGGAAGGCUUGAAUACUUGCCACUCCAUGCCAUUUACUUCAGCUUGUCUGUAAGGGGAAAUACCAUCACAUAUUCUGGCAAAAGACCUGCAUAAAAAAGGGGUUUCGACCAUAUUUUCCCCCGUUUGACCGCUCAUAUUGUCGUAGUAAAUAAUGUAAGAGGCACAUUAAGAUUGAUGAGGUUGUUCAGCACUAUAAAUCAUUGAUUAAAGUGGUUAUUUUCAGUAUGUUUUACAGUUUGAGCAGCAUUCAAUGCGCGCAGUAUGUAUCCUGUCCUAUAUGACCACGCCAGCCCUGCUGAAAGAACGUGGUAGCUGUCACAAUCCUCAUUGUAUCGCACAACCGACAUGUGCAAAACGUGUGCACCAUAUGACUGUAGAAAGGUCUGAUGGCCCUCAUUCUCUUUAGUCUUCGUCAGCUGAAUUUCAGUGCUGUAUUUAAAGGUAUAACAGUAAUAAUACUACUACUAAUAAUAAUAAUAAUAGUAAUCCUCAUCACAAUUAUAAUAAUAAUACCUCUAUCUGUGUUUUUCUACCCAAAGCUUUGAUAAUUUACAACAUUAAUGUCAUCAGCAGGCAUAGGCUUUUGCAUGGUAAGCCUCUGCAGUGGCUGUAAAUGAGCCACUAAGCAGGUUUUUACAACGCAUUCUGCAUCAGUGAUUACAAUUCCUGUGCGCAUUUACUCUGAGAUACCAGCAGAGGGUGCUAAGUCACAGAUAAUCUCCUAAAACAGCAAGGUAGCUAUUCACCUCACCAAAGUGAGUUUUCAGAGCACGACAUCAUCGCAUAAUUACCAUCCGCAAAUAUUCAAAGUUUUUCUAUUGCGUGACUUAUUGAAAAUAGCUAAAUCAUCCUAGCAUUUAUGUGCAAAGCAGAUGCUCCUGCUCAUUAUCUCCAGCAAUGCCUGUUGAAGCAUAGCGUGGCUGCGUAUCAUUAUGAGAGGUGUAAGUAUCCUGGGUCAGAGGUCAAAUGCCUGGGUAUAAACAGCUGGAGAGAUAAUUAUAGACUUCACGCUGUCAGCGGGGGCCUGUUAGGGCCUGAGCCCACCACCGAGGUGAUGGUUGAACCAGAGUGUGUCUGAAAGAUAAAUGUUUGAUCCGUGUUGACGUCGUCAGGCUUAUCGUUUGCUUAUGUUUGAUGCCCUUUCUCUCCCCAUGGGAAGAUUCUGCUAAGGUGUUGCGCAGGGCGACCGAUGCCAUUCAUAUUUCAGUUUCAGCUCAUCAUUAAAUGCUUUGGGCGUUCGUGCGUGUGCGUCCCGAUACCUGCAUCAAGUGUGCCUGUGUGUCACUUGACAGGCUUCUCAUCUGACGGCUCCGCCCCCUGUCGUGCGGUCAGUGCUCACAGUGCGGCCGUUGCCGGGGCAAUGGGGAUCAGGAAAAACAACACGAAACAAUUUUUGAAGCGUGUCAGUAAGAGAAAGGCAGGAGACUGAAUGAGAUUAUCUCAUUUCCUUCACCACUUGUCAUGCGACUGGAGGCCUCCCUCUCAGCCUGUAGGGGACAGCAGAGACAAGGUCAAAGGAAUGCAACCCCACACACGAAGUUCACAUACCAUCACUGACAAUGGAUCUGCCACUGCCAUUAGAAUAACAGUAGCAGGAAGUGACCCAUUUUCUGUCUGACAAUAAAUUAAUCAUGUUUCAUUUAAUACCGUAGAGUGCAUAAAAGUCAUCACACGUACCGCUGUUCGUCCCGCAAGGAAUCCUAAAAAUGUAACAUUAUGCGCCUUCUAAAAAUGCGCUCUGUUUAUCUCUUUAUAUAACUCCUCCAACAAUCGUAUCUCUGACUAUCAGUGACACGACAGAUUUUACAGAAGUAUUCUGAAUCCAGGUGGCUGGGAUGCCAGACGCUGUUGAUGCUGCACGGCGAGUGUGUUACUACUUGCUGGCAUCUUCAGAUGAGAAUGAAGAUACGGCAGAUAAAAUUUGGCCAGAUGUUUCCUAGUAUGCGAAGAAUUUCCGCACUGGCACACUAUGGUCGUCCAUAAAUACACCUCAUGCACGACAGGGCCGUCACUUCAAACAGUCUGGCCCUGUUAUGCGAGUAUGCGCACAUAAGAGUGGCUCGUGUGCAUGUCUGCGUUUUGUAAAUGGAAGCGUGUGUUCAGUUCGCAAGUGUAAAAUAAGUAAGUUCCCGGUUUGUGUGUGUGUGUGUGUGGGUUUCUUUUCAUUCUGUUACCAUAUUUGAGCUUCAGUAUUUGUUCUUAAACCGACUCCGACUCAUUAUUACAGGACCGUGACAGUGGUUUUACAAAAAGUAAAUUAUGUAUUGUGCUCUUUGCUCCCUUGUAUAUAAAUGUGUGUGUAUAAAUACGGCAUAUACAUGGAAAAUAAAGCCGCUUUUAUUAGAUUUCA